AUGAGCUCCAGUGAUGAAGAUGAGAAGUUCUUGUAUGGUUCCGAAGAUGAAGGUGCCGCGAGCUCGUCAGCGACCAAAAACAACAAAAAACGACCAGCUGAGGACAUGGCAGCAGGAGAUGUAACGACUCAGCGUGCCAAGACUGCCGAGUCCAGCAGUAGUAACGAGGAAGAGGAUGAUGAUUCCAGCGAGGGUGAGGACUCGGAAGACGAGUCGGACGUGGAGUUCAUUAUUGGGGUCGGCACCGAUAGCUCAAAAUUGGACUCUAAGCAAGGUGCAGGCUCAACAGCGACCGGGGUCGCUAAGACAGUUUCCGUUGCGGCUCCAACUCUGGAAGUAGGAUCCACCAUUGGUAAACCCGGUGAUGAGGACGCCACGCAGCAAGAACCUGUAUUGGACGGGACGCCUCAGGCGCAACCGGGCACCGAAAGACUUCCAACACUCGAUUUGAACGCACCGGGUCAGCUCGGCGAUCAACUGGUAACUGACAUCGACCCUGAAGUGCUAAAAGAAAAGCCAUGGCGGCAGCCGGGCGCAAAUCUCAGCGAUUAUUUCAAUUAUGGCUUCAACGAACAAACAUGGAUGGAGUAUCUUCACAAGCAAGAAAAACUACGGGCUGAAUACAACCCACACAAGCUGCUGAUGGGUCUGCUGGCUCUCCAACAACAAGGAAAGCUCAAUGACCCGGGAUCCGACGGUAAAGGUCAGGAUACUGGUAUGCCAUCCAAUAUGGCAACCACUGGAUUUCCAAUGGGCAUGCCGUCCAUGUUUGGUGGGUUCCCGUUCCCGUUCCCUGGAAUGAUGAACAAUAUGAAUCAGCAGCAGAAAAAAUGA
This is a messenger RNA of Lachancea sp. 'fantastica', 834 nucleotides long. The record is from the annotation of a GenBank genome assembly. Lineage: Eukaryota; Fungi; Ascomycota; Saccharomycetes; Saccharomycetales; Saccharomycetaceae.